AACCCGCUUCUGCUCUCAAGGAGCUUGGUGUCUUGGUGUUUGGAAUUGGAACAAGUAGCUCUGAUAGCAGAGAGUUACAGAAGAUAUCCUAUGACCCCAGUUAUGCUCUCUCCGUGUCUGAAUUUACUGACCUUCGCAACAUCCAACAGCAGCUUCUUUCUGCCAUGAACACUGCCAUUAUACAGGACACAACCAUGACACCAACACUAAUACCAACAAUACUAGUUGAGAGUCAGGCUCCCAGGAGGGAUGUUGUGUUCUUGCUGGAUGGAUCUGAUGGCACUAGGAGUGGAUUCCCAGCCAUGCGUGACUUUGUUCAAAGAGUGGUGGAGACACUCAGUGUGGAUGAGAACAAAGAUCGCGUUGCGGUGGUCCAGUACAGUAGAGAUCCAGCCGCCCAAUUCUAUCUGAACACAUACACAACAAAGGGAGAGAUUCUCAACACUGUAAGAGGUCUGAGACACAAAGGCGGGAGACCUCUCAACACUGGAGCAGCUCUCCAGUACGUGAGGGACAAUGUCUUUACUGCCUCCUCCGGAAGCAGACGCUUGGAAGGCGUUCCACAGCUACUGAUUCUGUUGAGUGGUGGAAGGUCCGUUGACAAUGUUGACACGCCAGCCUCUGCUCUGAAGGAGCUUGGGGUUUUGGUCUUUGGAAUUGGAACAAGGAGCUCUGAUAGCAGAGAAUUGCAGAGGAUAUCACAUGAUCCCAGUUACGCUCUGUCUGUCUCAGACUUUACUGACCUUCCGAGCAUCCAGCAGCAACUUCUGUCCUCGGUGGAGGCAGUGGUUAUUGAUGUUACUCCAGAAUCACCAACAGUUUUAGUUGAUCAUGACACCGCCAGAAAGGAUGUGGUAUUCCUUCUGGAUGGUUCUGAUGGCACAAGGAAUGGAUUCCCAGCAAUGCGUGAUUUUGUUCAGAGAGUAGUAGAGAAACUCAAUGUGGGAGGAGACAAAGACCGCGUUUCUGUGGUCCAGUACGGUAGAGAUCAAGAAGUUAAUUUCUAUCUGAACACAUACACCACGAAGGGCGACAUUCUUGACAUCGUCAGAGGUCUGAGGCACAGAGGAGGUAGACCCCUCAACACUGGGGCAGCCCUCCAGUAUGUAAGGGACAACGUCUUUACUGCCUCCUCAGGAAGCAGAAGCCAAGAUGGUGUCCUCAGAUGCUGAUACUGCUGAGUGGCGGGAGGUCCAAUGAUAAUGUUGAUAUACCAGUUUCUGCCCUCAAAGAGAGUGGGGUCUUGAUCUUUGGCAUUGGAAACAGAAAUUCUAGCAAAGAGGUUCAAAGGAUUGCCUCUGACCCCAGUUAUUCCCAGUCUGUUUCUGAAUUCUCUGAUCUCCCCAGCGUCCAGGAUAAGUUUUUCCUCACUCAUUACUGUACACGUUGGCGCAACAUCCAUUUCCCCAACAGUCAUAGUGGACCUAAGCGUCGCCAGAAAGGAUGUAUUAUUCUUGCUGGAUGGUUCUGAUGGCACUAGGAAUGGCUUCCCAGAAAUGCGUGACUUUGUUCAAAGAGUAGUGGAGAAACUCACUGUAGGGGAGAACAGAGAUCGAGUCUCUGUGGUACAGUAUAGCAGAGAACCAGAGGUCCACUUCUAUCUGAACACUUACACAAGAAAAGAAGAGGUUGUUGACACCGUAAGAGGGCUGAAGCACAAAGGAGGGAGACCCCUCAACACUGGAGCAGCUCUCCAGUAUGUCAGGGACUACGUCUUUACUGACUCCUCUGGAAGUAGGCGCCUUGAAAGUGUUCCACAGAUUCUGAUACUGCUAAAUGGGGGAAGGUCCUAUGACAAUGUAGAUAAACCCUCUUCUGCUCUCAAGGAGCUUGGUGUCUUGGUGUUUGGAAUUGGAACAAGUAGCUCUGAUAGCAGAGAGUUACAGAAGAUAUCCUAUGACCCCAGUUAUGCUCUCUCCGUGUCUGAAUUUACUGACCUUCGCAACAUCCAACAGCAGCUUCUUUCUGCCAUGAACACUGCCAUUAUACAGGACACAACCAUGACACCAACACUAAUACCAACAAUACUAGUUGAGAGUCAGGCUCCCAGGAGGGAUGUUGUGUUCUUGCUGGAUGGAUCUGAUGGCACUAGGAGUGGAUUCCCAGCCAUGCGUGACUUUGUUCAAAGAGUGGUGGAGACACUCAGUGUGGAUGAGAACAAAGAUCGCGUUGCGGUGGUCCAGUACAGUAGAGAUCCAGCCGCCCAAUUCUAUCUGAACACAUACACAACAAAGGGAGAGAUUCUCAACACUGUAAGAGGUCUGAGACACAAAGGCGGGAGACCUCUCAACACUGGAGCAGCUCUCCAGUACGUGAGGGACAAUGUCUUUACUGCCUCCUCCGGAAGCAGACGCUUGGAAGGCGUUCCACAGCUACUGAUUCUGUUGAGUGGUGGAAGGUCCGUUGACAAUGUUGACACGCCAGCCUCUGCUCUGAAGGAGCUUGGGGUUUUGGUCUUUGGAAUUGGAACAAGGAGCUCUGAUAGCAGAGAAUUGCAGAGGAUAUCACAUGAUCCCAGUUACGCUCUGUCUGUCUCAGACUUUACUGACCUUCCGAGCAUCCAGCAGCAACUUCUGUCCUCGGUGGAGGCAGUGGUUAUUGAUGUUACUCCAGAAUCACCAACAGUUUUAGUUGAUCAUGACACCGCCAGAAAGGAUGUGGUAUUCCUUCUGGAUGGUUCUGAUGGCACAAGGAAUGGAUUCCCAGCAAUGCGUGAUUUUGUUCAGAGAGUAGUAGAGAAACUCAAUGUGGGAGGAGACAAAGACCGCGUUUCUGUGGUCCAGUACGGUAGAGAUCAAGAAGUUAAUUUCUAUCUGAACACAUACACCACGAAGGGCGACAUUCUUGACAUCGUCAGAGGUCUGAGGCACAGAGGAGGUAGACCCCUCAACACUGGGGCAGCCCUCCAGUAUGUAAGGGACAACGUCUUUACUGCCUCCUCAGGAAGCAGAAGCCAAGAUGGUGUCCCUCAGAUGCUGAUACUGCUGAGUGGCGGGAGGUCCAAUGAUAAUGUUGAUAUACCAGUUUCUGCCCUCAAAGAGAGUGGGGUCUUGAUCUUUGGCAUUGGAAACAGAAAUUCUAGCAAAGAGGUUCAAAGGAUUGCCUCUGACCCCAGUUAUUCCCAGUCUGUUUCUGAAUUCUCUGAUCUCCCCAGCGUCCAGGAUAAGUUUUCUCCUCACUCAUUACUGUACACGUUGGCGCAACACCCAUUUCCCCAACAGUCAUAG
Molecule: messenger RNA, 3227 nt
Organism: Oncorhynchus nerka (sockeye salmon)
Lineage: Eukaryota; Metazoa; Chordata; Actinopteri; Salmoniformes; Salmonidae
Product: collagen alpha-3(VI) chain-like
Exons: 6
Coding region: 1497-3227 (576 amino acids)
Source: RefSeq, a predicted model, not a curated record